Molecule: messenger RNA, 421 nt
Organism: Perkinsus marinus ATCC 50983
Lineage: Eukaryota; Perkinsozoa; Perkinsida; Perkinsidae
Product: serine/threonine-protein phosphatase 2A 56 kDa regulatory subunit epsilon isoform, putative
Exons: 4
Biological process (GO): signal transduction
Cellular component (GO): protein phosphatase type 2A complex
Molecular function (GO): protein phosphatase regulator activity
Source: RefSeq, a predicted model, not a curated record
AGACGCCUUUCGCGGAUCAACAGUUGGUGCUUCGGUUGAAGCUCCGUGCUUGCUGUGUCGUUUUCUACUUUGGUGAUGGAAACCCUCGCCUCCGAGACAAAAGAAGAGAUUUCCAAGAGAAGUUGGCCAAGCGUCAAGCGCUCCUGGAUAUUCUAGCGUAUAUAAAUCAAGCAUGGAAUUACUACGAUGACCAAGUAGCGGCAGAUAUUGUGGCAAUGACUGCGGCUAACAUAUUCCGCACGUUACCCCCUCGGGUUAAAAACCCAAUGGCACUCUUCGAUUUGGAGGAGGAAGAGGCAGUCCUUGACCAAUCUUGGCCGCAUUUGCAGACGGUGUAUGAGAUUUUCUUCCGGUUCAUUGUGUGUCCGAUAGUUGAGCCUCGGUCGUUGAAGAAACAUAUAGAUAACAAGUUCAUAUCGAG